AUGUCCGAUGCCGGAUGGGUCAUCAUCCUCUACACUACUAGGCCGCACUGCAUUUACCUUCUCAACCCCCAUACAGUUACAGGCUUCAUUGCUUCCAAGAUGCAGCGCCUCGAGUCUCUUCGCUAUGGCGCCAACCACGACAAGGUGCAGGCGCCGCACAAGACGGACAACUUUCUCAACAACGAGUUCGUCCCCUCCUCAACUACCGAGUGGCUGGAAGUCCACGACCCCGCCACGAACGACGUGGUCACCCUCGUCCCGAAAUCGACGCCCCAGGAGCUGCAAGCAGCAGUCGCGUCUGCGCGCGAUGCGGUCCCAGGGUGGCAGCAGACGAGCAUCAUGAAGAGGCAGCAGGUCAUCUUCAAGCUCACCAACCUGAUCCGGGAGCACACCGACGACCUGGCCACCGCGAUCGUAAAGGAGCAGGGCAAGACCUUUGGGGACGCAAAGGGCGAUGUGCUGCGCGGCCUCCAGGUCUGCGAGACGGCCUGCGGCAUCACCACGCAGCUCCCGGGCCAGGUCCUCGAAGUCGCCAAGGACAUGGAGACGCGCUCGUACCGCGAGCCCCUGGGGAUCGUGGCCGCGAUCUGCCCGUUCAACUUCCCGGCCAUGAUCCCCCUGUGGAGUCUCCCAAUCGCCAUCGUCACCGGCAAUUGCCUGAUCCUUAAGCCGUCCGAGCGCGUGCCCGGCGCCGCUAUGAUCAUUGCGGAGCUGUGUAGGCUGGCGGGCGUGCCUCCCGGCGUGGUCAACGUCGUCCACGGCGCCCACGAAACGGUCAACUUCCUCCUCGACGAACCCGAGAUCAAGGCCAUCUCGUUCGUCGGCUCCAACAAGGCGGGAGAGUACAUUCACAGCCGUGCAACCGCCAACGGAAAGAGGGUGCAGGCCAAUCUCGGGGCGAAGAAUCAUGCUGCACUCUUGCCAGAUGCCGAUCGCUCCCACGCGCUUAAAUCGAUCGCGGGGGCUGCCUUUGGAGCUGCGGGCCAGCGCUGCAUGGCCUUGAGCGCCCUCGUUCUCGUCGGCAGCUCCAAGGAGUGGAUUGAUGAGCUGGUCCAAGUAUCUUCAAGCUUCCAGGUCGGGCCGGGAUUCGCCAAAGAUUCCGAUCUCGGCCCGCUGAUCAGUCCUCAAAGCCGCCAGCGAUGCGAGGACAUCAUCGCCAGCGCGGAAGUCGAGGGAGCAAAAAUUGUUCUAGAUGGACGCGGGAAGGCGCCAGAAGGCUUUCCUCGUGGAAACUGGGUCGCACCCACUAUCAUCACCGGCGUGAAACCUCACAUGAGGUGUUACAAGGAAGAAAUAUUUGCGCCGGUGCUGGUCUGUCUAGAGGCGGACACCUUGGAGGAAGCCGUGAAGAUCAUCAACGCCAACCCAUAUGGCAACGGGGCGGUCGUCUUCACACGGUCAGGGCCUGCGGCAAGUAGCUUUCAGAAGAGCGUCCAGGCCGGCCAGGUUGGCGUCAACGUUCCGAUUCCUGUUCCACUGCCCAUGUUCUCGUUUACAGGGAACAAGUCUAGUGUCGCGGGGACCGGCCUUCCCAACUUCUAUGGCGCCGACGGCCUUCGAUUCUACACCCAGUGGAAGACUGUAACUAGCUUUUGGAACUCGAGCGAUGUGUCUACAUCAGGAAAGCAUGUCAAUAUGGUCUAA
Thyridium curvatum is the source of this 1644-nucleotide messenger RNA. RefSeq lists its product as uncharacterized. Gene Ontology annotation, molecular function: malonate-semialdehyde dehydrogenase (acetylating, [NAD(P)+]) activity; methylmalonate-semialdehyde dehydrogenase (acylating, NAD+) activity. Gene Ontology annotation, cellular component: mitochondrion. Gene Ontology annotation, biological process: thymine catabolic process; L-valine catabolic process. The transcript has 2 exons. Bases 1 to 1644 code for a protein of 547 amino acids. NCBI's taxonomy places the organism in Eukaryota, Fungi, Ascomycota, Sordariomycetes, Thyridiales, Thyridiaceae. The record is from RefSeq and is a predicted model, not a curated record.